GACGCGGGGCCGACGCCGCCGGUGUGGAUCUUCUGUGUGGAGGCCAGGCUUUGAGUUCACGUCGCGCAAAGUGGGCUUCAUCCGCGGCUACAGCCGUCGCUUCUGGCAAGGAGACACCUUCCACCGCGGCAGCGAGAGGAUGCCUGGCCGGGUGGUGACGCUGCUGGAAGACUGCGGGGCAUGCACGUGGGGUGUAGCCUAUGAAGUCCGUGGGGAACAAAUUGCUGCAUCACUCCAGUAUCUCAACAUGCGAGAAGCUGUCCUGGGAGGCUACGACACCAAGUUGGUCAAGUUCCACCCUCAGGAGAAAGAUGGAGAGGAGCCCAUCCUGGCUCUUGUUUACAUCGCAACCCCCCAGAACCCUUCUUAUCUUGGCCCAGCAUCUGAAGAAGACAUUGCAGCUCAAAUCAUUGUCUCAAGUGGUUGUGCUGGACAUAACAUUGAGUACUUGCUGAGACUGGCAGACUUUAUGCGAUACUUUUGUCCUCAAGCAGAGGACAAACAUCUCUUCUCCAUCGAAGAGGCUCUUAUUUCCAUCCUUCCAUGCCUAUACUACACAGAGGACUCUCUAGAAGAAACAGCAAGCGUCCCUCAGAAGUCUAAGAGUUGA
Molecule: messenger RNA, 610 nt
Organism: Merops nubicus (carmine bee-eater)
Lineage: Eukaryota; Metazoa; Chordata; Aves; Coraciiformes; Meropidae
Gene: CHAC1
Product: ChaC, cation transport regulator homolog 1 (E. coli)
Exons: 3
Biological process (GO): glutathione catabolic process
Cellular component (GO): cytoplasm
Molecular function (GO): glutathione specific gamma-glutamylcyclotransferase activity; gamma-glutamylcyclotransferase activity
Source: RefSeq, a predicted model, not a curated record